Messenger RNA from Ceraceosorus bombacis, 479 nucleotides. The record is from the annotation of a GenBank genome assembly. Lineage: Eukaryota; Fungi; Basidiomycota; Exobasidiomycetes; Ceraceosorales; Ceraceosoraceae.
AUGAAUUGGCGACUCAUGUUCGCUGCAGUACUCGCUCUGCCCACCGUUCUCGGCGUCAGAUGGCACGGUAAGUACUCAGCUGCGCUCGCGACGCGACGCUCCACCGUACUGACUGUGUAUCCGACUUAAAGGUCUCAACAAAGCCGGUGAUCUGACUGAUCCUUCCACCCAAUUAAACCUCAUGGCUUAUCGCUGGAAUAACGCUUGUAGCAGCAUCAAAGGCUAUGGCGAGCUCAAGCCAAACGGAAUUGGGGAGAUCCUGUGCCACUGCACCUUGUGAGUAGAGCGAGACGAAUCGUGUUGCCAUGGCAAUGCUUCUGAACACCUACUCACGAUUGUUUGUCUGCCUUCGAUUUUGCAGCAAAGACACGCACAACAAAGAAUAUGACUACGCUCUUGGUACUGUGGCCUACCUGGGCGCACAUGGCUAUCCUGGCUGGAAAGUGUCGGAAGGCUACGAAGAUGAUGGGAAGCGCUGA